ACCACAGUCAGCUCGUAGCUCAGGAUGUUAAAGGCAAUAGGCUCAGCUGGUUGGUUAAUCAUUAGCAAAAAGGAAAGAGCAGUGGGGGUCAGGACCGGCCAGACCACAGAGACGGACCUGAAGCAGGGAGGGAGCUCCCGGCGGAGGCAAGAUGCGAUCUUACCUGCAGUUCACCUCUUUCUCUUAUUAACUUUACCUCGGGACAUAAAGCAAGAUGACUCUUCUGUUCGCAGACGUUUGUCUAAAUAAAGCCCUCUUAAUUUUAUUUUUGCUGUGGGAUUCCUAAGCAGACAAGAAGAAAAGGCAUCUUUCCCCGAGCAGCCUCCCAGCUCCCACUCAGUUUGGCAUUGGGGCAGCAGCUCCGGCCACAGAAAGCAAGCAGGUGCGUGUUCCCAAGCGGGGAUCACUGCAGGCAGGUCUGCCCCUUGUGAAACAGGGCUUUGCACCCUCUCGGAAGCCGGGGGAGUUGGUGCUGACUUCCAAGCUGCCUGGUGGAAGAAGAGAAAGUGGAUCUGCAGAGACUGAGGGGAGAGGGAGAAGCCCCCCUCCCCUCCUCCCAACCACAGCACCAUGGGCAACAUUUGUCUGAGGUUCUGGGCGAACUUGCGGCCCUGCCUCCCCUGCUUGUUCCAGGUGGCCGACAAGCCGGCGGUGGUGAUUGAGAACCCAGGGGCCCACUGCUCCCCCGAUCCUCCCCAGUCGCAGAGUCAGGAGCCCAGGAGAAGCCACGGCCACUACUUUGUGGCUCUGUUUGAUUACCAGGCGAGGACCGCAGAGGACCUGAGCUUCCGCACGGGCGACAAGCUCCAAGUCUUGGACACUUCCCACGAGGGCUGGUGGUUUGCCAGGCACUUGGAGAAAAGGGAAGAUGGCUCUGGCCAACGGCUACAGGGCUAUAUUCCUUCUAACUAUGUGGCUGAGGACAGGAGCCUGCAGGCAGAGCCGUGGUUCUUUGGAGCAAUCAAGAGAACAGAUGCAGAAAAACAACUAUUAUAUUCAGAAAAUCAGACUGGUGCCUUUCUAAUCAGAGAAAGUGAAAGCCAGAAAGGAGAUUUCGCCCUUUCAGUUUUAGAUGAAAGUGUUGUGAAACACUACAGAAUCAGAAGACUGGAUGAAGGGGGUUUUUUCCUUACCCAGAGAAGAACCUUUUCAACACUGAAUGAAUUUGUGAGCUAUUACACCAAGACAAGUGACGGCCUGUGUGUCCCGCUGGGAAAACCAUGUUUAAAGAUGCAAGUGCCAGUGCCUUUUGAUUUGUCGUAUAAAACCGUGGACCAGUGGGAGAUAGACCGCCAGUCCAUACAGCUUCUGAAGCGAUUAGGAUCUGGUCAGUUUGGUGAAGUGUGGGAAGGCCUAUGGAACAAUACCGCUUCAGUAGCAGUAAAAACAUUAAAACCAGGUUCAAUGGAUCCAAAGGACUUCCUGAGGGAGGCACAGAUAAUGAAGAACCUAAGACAUCCAAAGCUUAUUCAGCUUUAUGCUGUUUGCACUUUAGAAGAUCCAAUUUAUAUUAUUACAGAGUUGAUGAGACAUGGAAGUCUGCAAGAAUAUCUCCAAAAUGAUGCUGGGACAAAAAUCCAUCUGACUCAGCAGGUAGACAUGGCUGCGCAGGUUGCCUCUGGGAUGGCUUAUCUGGAGUCCCAGAACUACAUUCAUAGAGAUCUGGCUGCCAGAAAUGUCCUGGUUGGUGAACAUAAUAUCUACAAAGUUGCAGAUUUUGGACUUGCAAGAGUUUUUAAGGUAGAUAAUGAAGACAUCUGUGAAUCCAAACAAGAAAUAAAGCUGCCAGUGAAGUGGACUGCGCCCGAAGCCAUUCGUGGCAUGACAGGUGCUCAGGUAAUCCAGAUGUUGGGUCAAAACUAUAGACUCCCUCAACCACCUAACUGUCCACCACAGUUCUACAACAUCAUGUGGGAGUGUUGGAACGCAGAGCCUAAGGAACGGCCAACAUUUGAGAAACUGCACUGGGAACUUGAAGACUAUUUUGAAACAGACUUUUCAUUUUCAGAUACAAAUAACUUCGUAAGAUGAACACUGAAGAAGAACAUUAAAUAAUCAAGUAACAAAAGAGUUCAAUAAUCAGUCCAGAAAUACAACCUUAUUAAUCAACUGCCAGAAGAACUUACCUUGACAUAUUCGAGUGAUAGGGUCAGCGUGUCCGUGUAUUAUGAGGAAGAUUAUAGGUGCAUUAUACGUGACUGGGCAACACUGCACGACAGUCUAAGAUGAUAUUUCAUCAUUGCCUGGCAAAAAUCAAACACAGAAACACAGUUAUUUUUCUUUUUAAAAAAUACUUAAACAUUUCUAUUUAUUGUUUGAAAUACCGAUCAAGAGGAUCAACAGAUGAUAGUCAAUUUUUACUCAGUGGCUGUUGUAGCAUUUUCCUGUUUACUGAUUAGAGUGGUUAUUCAUUAUUCCUCGGAUUGCUGAAUCCCAUCAGGCUGUUAUUAUGAAGGAAUCUGAUUGCUUUGCUGCACAGCAGGACCUGUGCUUUGAGAUUUUUUUUUCUCUUUUAAAAUAUCCUGUAACUACAAUGAUGGUAAAGCCAUGUGAAAUGACUUGAUUGUACUUGGAGCAAUUGCACAUAUUUUUUCCUAUGCAUAAAAAAAUGAAGCAGCUGUUGAGAAAAAGAAUUAAAAUUUCUCUCAUUUUGUAGAAGGAAAUGAUGGGAUUUUUCUGUACCUCAGUAUGUGUCAUCUGAGAAUCAUCUACAUUAGUUUUAAUCUCAUAAUGUUAAGAAUCAGAUUGCAAAGCAGAUGAGUUAUUAUCUAUGGAAAUAUGUGAGAAACAUCUAGUGGCCUGCAAAAUCUGAGAAAUAAGUAUAAAAUAGUUUAGGAACAGGAGAGGAGAGCAGUAGGAUUGCUAUGGCUGAGAUUCCUGAAUAAUUUUUUAAAAGAUGGACCUUUGGCAUUUAGGCCAGAGUUUUAAAUUGAUUAUAGUGCAGGUCAAGCUCAGUUUUCGAACUAGAGGCUAAGAAUAAGGUCUGACCUUGGUUAUGAAGCUGUAUUUUCUGUCUGGUAGGACAAGAGGGUUUUUACUCAUCUUAAAUGUGCAUUAACCUUUGUAAGCAUGUUACUGUCUUCUUAAGCAACGGGUGGAUCAAAUUUUGUGCCCCAUAAGAUGAUUAGAGAGAGUUCUCAAAGGUAGUUUCAGAAUCAAGUAUAUAUUCAAAGAUCUCUGCUGUAAAGCAAUAUGAAUGAAACAAGCCAUGAAAAGACAGAAGAUUUUGAGUAUAUUCUCUCAUCUUUAAAGGAGAAGAACAUAUCUCAACAGUUACAGAAACCCAAAUUCAAAGUGGAUGAAGUAUUAAGAAGUAAAUGUGUGAGCUCUACCUGGAAGGCUGGAGGUAGGGAGGGCUUCAGGUACCAUAUCAUUGGCACUUCAGUGAUAGUGACGGGGACCCACGUUCCUUCCAGCUAUCUUCUCUGUCACCAGCAUUGUCCUCAUUCUCAAAGUCCCAGAUGGCUCAGUAGCAGCUGGGGCUCCCUGUUCUUUUCUCCUCAUCUAGUAGCGGAAAAUGGGAAACCUCUCUCUCUGCAUUUUCAGCUUGCAUAAGAAGCAUUGUUUUUGGGGGCUCCUGGGUAGUGCAGUCGGUUAAGCCUCCGACUCUUGGUUUCAGCUCAGGUCGUGAUCUCAGGGU
Messenger RNA from Leptonychotes weddellii (Weddell seal), 3640 nucleotides. RefSeq names its product fyn related Src family tyrosine kinase (gene FRK). NCBI's taxonomy places the organism in Eukaryota, Metazoa, Chordata, Mammalia, Carnivora, Phocidae. Gene Ontology annotation, biological process: protein phosphorylation. Gene Ontology annotation, molecular function: ATP binding; protein binding; protein tyrosine kinase activity. The record is from RefSeq and is a predicted model, not a curated record.